UCUGUUUCCACUCCCCAAACUUGUUCUUCGUUUCACUCAUCGCCCACAACGCAAUAACCACACCUCCGUGAAUCCAAUGCACUUAACCAGAAACCCCCUCCUUCCUUAGCUAGGGUUUAUCACACACAACCCCACCCAUUCCUUACAAAACCCCAAUCUCGAUUCUCCCUUCGCCCCUCGCGAUUCCCCCUCUCCCACACGGGAAUCCUCUAUUAUCGAGCGUAGCAACAGUGAAGAUUGGGCUUUUGGUGUUGUUUGAUUGCUACUGUUAGUUGAAUUGAAUAUCACGCUUGCAUUGGAGCGAUGUAUAAUCAAGUGAAUCGUGGUACUCAUUUCGGACAGAGUUCUGUUCCUGCAGUGCCGCCACCACCACCACCACCACCGUAUCAACAGGCUCUACCUCAUUUCCAUCAGUUCCCACCGCCACCCCCACCUAAUGUUUAUUUACAUGGACCUACCCCUCCUACUUCGUCAUCCCCGGUUCCCUUGAACCUUCCCAUUCAAGGUUCACAUAAUGUGAUGCCAAAUGCAGGGCAAUCCUAUGUUAUCCCUUCUCAAUUGCACCAUGGGAACACAGUGGCGCCACAAAUGUCUUGGGCUCCCGGGCCACCAGCUAGAACGUUGCCACCUCCACCGCAGCCUCCCUCGGCUUCCCAAGGACAGAUAUUGUAUAACCCUCCUUUCCAUCCACCACCUCCGCAGCCCGGUGAUGUUCAGAAUAUGCGUAGUGCUCCUCCGCCACCCCCCCCUUCAGUGUAUCUCCAUUCAACUGUUGGUAAUUACCAGGUGCCCCCACCUUUGCCAUCGUCUCCGCCUCCUGUUCCACCAUCUCCUCCGCCUCUUACCCCUCCUAUGACUUCUGUGUCCUCCCAUGCUACACGUGCUGAUGAUGCAAAGAUGUUUGGUUUGGAAUUGAAGUCUGUGGAUUCAGUUGAUGGAGUUGUAGCUUCUCAUACAUCUGGUGUUGUGCCGGUGUGUAAUUCUGAUUCUAAUUGGGAUGGUGGAAGUUAUAGAGAAGUUGCUGUUGCUGCAAGAGAUGAGGAUCUGCUCCCGCCCAAGCCAACAGAAGAAAAAACUGUGAAGAAGAUUGAAGCUUUGUGUCAGCUUAUAGCUGCAAAUGGUGCUGAUGUUGAAGAUAAGACUCGUCGAGAUGAAUUUCGGAAUCCUGAAUAUGCAUUUUUGUUUGGUGGUGACCCAGGAAGUGAAGCUGCAAUUUCUCACACAUAUUUCCUGUGGAUGAAGAAGAAAUAUAAUUUGGAUACUGAAUGGCAUGAAAAGAAAAGGGAAUCACCGAUGGUAGACUCUUCAGGGAAACAGUAUCAUAUGCACGUUGCAACUGUAAGUGCCGAUUCUGACAUGGAAAUGGAAGAUGAUAUCACACUUUCUGACAAAGGUCAAGGCUCAAAUUAUGCUACUGAAGCCCUAACUCAGCCACAUAAUCGGCUUGAUGAGAUGUUUAACAUGAAUCAGAAUAUACAGCAGCUGCAGAAUUCAAUAGCCAAGGACGUCUCAUCCUGUGAUGUUUCAUACUUUGGAUCCAUAAGAGUCAGCAAACAAAAUGAAGAACCAGGGAUUUUAUCUGAUGUGGAGCACAUGAAAUCUGCAGGAUCAGUUACCAAGGUCUGUAGUCCUGUGAAUGACUCAACAAAGGUAGCUGAAUUUCUCUUGGGCACUGUUUUGGAGAAAUCUACAGCUCCUGGAGAUAAAGAUUUCAUGCAAACUGGUAUUUCUGAUCAUAAAGAAACCAUUAAUCCUGAUAAAGAUAGGCUACUCGUAAGGAGUGGCAGCCUAAAAAGACUUCUUCAAAAUUAUGCUUCUGAUGAUGCUUCAGAUAAUGAAGAUGAUGGCUGUGCCGCAGAUGCUAAUGUUUUCACAGUCUCAGGAGGUGCUGACAUUGGUGUUUUGGCUGCCCAUAAAGAUUCUGGGAUUUCUAUGGAGACCAGUACUGGAUCGAAGAAUCCCUCUAGCACUCAAAAGGAGUUUAGGCCACCGUCCAAAACAUCACGGGAUGAUCCAGGAACAUCUCCAUGUAUAGUACAAGAGUCUAAGACCCGGAAAAGAUAUGUCUCACGUUGGACUAGUGAUGAAUGUAUUGAGCAUAACCUUGAAAAUCAAGUGUCUGUUAAUUUUGCUGCUUUGGUGGAAUCUUUCCAUGGCAAAGAUGGAUUAGAAGGUACUGGCAUUGACUGUGGUAACAAGAGCACCAAUGGUGAACUGGAGAAUGAGGGGAAAACCUCAAAACAUGAGCCAAAUGUUCUGAAAGUUGAUGAAUUCGGAAGACAUCUUAGAGAAUGUCUUACGGACAGUGAUUCUGAUGACUCACGCAAUCUUCAGACAAGGAAGAUAAACAAAAGAGAUAGAAGCUGGGGUCACAGCCAGUCUCCUCCUGACAGGAGGGGUAGGAGGAGGAGGAGGAGGAGGAGCCCCUGGAGGAGAAAGGAUAAAAGAAACCGGUCUCGCAGCUGGUCGCCUCGGCAACAUAGAAGCAGGAGCAGGUCUCCAAUCUUAAGACUUUCAGGAGACUUUCGUGGUGAGAAUGUGAAAAGGGACAAGGGUCAGUGCAUGAACUUCUUUCGAGGAAAGUGCUAUCGUGGAGCAUCUUGCAAGUAUGCUCACCAUGAAUCUGAAAUAAAUGCUACUUCAAAGCGCCAUAGGAAUAAACAGGAUCUGGAAGUCCGAUCUCAUGCAAAGGAAGCCAGGAUUAAUGAGGGUAUGGAGAAUAUUUCUUCUAAAGGGUCAGAUUAUGAGCAUGGAGGAAUCAGAAAUCAGGAUGUGAAUCUUUGUAAUAAUUUAGCCAGCCAUAAAGUAGUGCAGAAGAAAGAAGAUUCAGGGAGGCAUGCUGUUGUGUCUAUUACUGCUUGUCUUGAUGGUCAAUCAGUUAAUAAUAGUGAUCCAAGUAAAUCUGAAGGUUUCAGAGAGGCUGCUCCUGAAAUGCAGGAAACCAUAGGAGUCAUGGAGGAACCCAAGGCUUUAUUAAUCCAUGAAAAUGAUAGAUUUCAGAAAGCAGGGAAUUCUCAUCAGCGACACUUGGUUGAUGGUUUUAACCCUGAAGCUUUAAGCAGUGGUGAUGCUUCUAAAACAUCUGGUACAUAUAAAGACGUCAUUCCCUCAGAAGAUGGUUUAUUUGUUGUUCAGCAAAUACAACCCAAAGUUUCUGUUGGUGUUCCAGAAUAUUCUGGUUACCCAUCUCAGCUUAUAUAUGCAUCCUUUGUGACUGAUUCAUCACCUGAUAAAAGAUCAAUUGUUUCUGCUACUGCUAAUGAGGUUUAUGGUAGUGAACCAUUACCAUAUAUGUUACCUUCAACUCAGGUACAGUCAGCCACUACUUCUGUUGGUCCAUGUGUUGUCACAUCAGAGAAGCCUUCAUUGCACUCUGAGGCAUCUAAAGAGUUACCUCCGCAUAGUGGUUCUUCAGUGGAAUUACUGCUUCAUACUUACCAGUUGCCUUCUGUUGUUUCUCAUUCUCAGGGUGAAAAUACUGUACAUAUGCCACAAAUUUCAAGGCAGCAUGGUGGGAUGCAACAAAGUGCAUUCUUUCCUUUUCAAUCCACUGCACGAGAAAAGUUUGAACCUUACCCAGCUCCAUUACACACGCAGAAUUCUCACUUCAGUGUAACACCUAAUAGCACUUGGACAUCAUUGCCACCACCACCGCCACUACCACCGUCAAGAGCAAUGUAUAAUUCCAGUUUAAACUCAGGAGUUGCAAAAUCACAUGUUUCUUCAGAAUUCAAUCAGAGUCAAUUGCAUUUGAGAACUGACUUUGUUUCUCAGACUCCCACGAAGCCUGGGUUACCAACUCAUUCUCUGAAUUCUGAGUUUCAGGAUCAAGCAUACCUUCCAAUGCAGGAUCAUUCACGAACAUUCAUGCAUACUGAACCUUUCUCUCCGAAGCAUCUCCCCCAGGGGAACCCACCUAGUCAACUGCUUUCAGGUUCUAAUAUCAAUAGAGAAGACCUUAAUACUCCGCUUUCAAUGCAGGAUUCAAAAUUUUCAAGCUACACAUCAUUUGGAGGCCUACAUUCUCAAUCCAAGCAAUUUUCCUGGGAGUCAGAUGUAAACAGACCACAACCUUCUCUGGGUGGCAGGUUGUCUCCUGAGGGACAUUUUAUGACAUCUUCCCAGAUUCAUUCAUUAUCACAGAAGCAACAAUCAAUGUAUAAUUUUCAAUGUCCUGCAUCUGACGUUAAUUUGGGUGUGCCUGGGGAGACUGUUACUGUAUCCAGAUAUCCACCAGACUCUCUGGAUAGCAAUCAUUCAACCUCUCUUCCAACUAUUGGGGGAUCAAGAAUAUCUGCUCACUAUAAUCCUUAUGCAUCAACCUUUGAGAAACCACUAAGUUCCAAAUUCAGUUCAAGUAUUUAUAGACAAGAAAGUGAAAUAAUCCAUGGUAACAAUUAUGCUUCUUCUAGAUUAAACCAUACUCCUAUAAAUAGGACAGGUGAUGGUGGGGUUGGAUCAAGACAGUCAGCAUCACCAAAAUCAGCUAGAGGUUUUGGUCAGAUUUUGCCUAGAUCUGGCGGUGACCAAUAUGAUCCACUUUUUGACAGCAUUGAACCAUCAUCCUCUUUGAGAAAAAAUGAUUUUGAUCAGAAGCAGGAAGUUACAGGUGAAUCUAACAUCAGCCUAAGGCCCAAAAGUUCUCAUAUGUCUUUGGACAUGGAUGAGAAAAACAAGCAUGAGGAGGUUGGGGCUGUUGCCUCUACCACUUCUCAAAAUAAUGAUGAAUAUGGUGAGACAGCAGAUGCUGAAGUUGGUGUUGUUGAAAAUGAGAGCCUAAGUAAUGAUGUGGAUGUUGCAAAAAUGACUACAGGGGACGUUGAGAUUAAUCAGAUCAAGUCUCCAGGGAAAAGAAAGAAGAGUAAGGAAUCCAGAUCGAUGAAAUUGUUCAAAAUUUCCAUUGCAAACUUUGUAAAGGAGGUUUUGAAACCAUCAUGGCAGCAAGGUAAUAUGAGUAAGGUGGCUUUCAAAACCAUUGUGAAAAAGACUGUUGAUAAGGUGUCAGGAGCCAUGAAAGGUCAUCGUGUACCCAAGUCUCAAGCAAAAAUAAGUCAAUAUAUUGACUCGUCUCAGCGAAAGUUGACUAAACUUGUGAUGGGUUAUGUCGACAAGUAUGUCAAGGUCUGAAAGUGAACUGUCCCAAUGUUUCUUCAACAUUCAAUGUUAAUAGGUGCGGCAUUU
Molecule: messenger RNA, 5181 nt
Organism: Abrus precatorius (Indian licorice)
Lineage: Eukaryota; Viridiplantae; Streptophyta; Magnoliopsida; Fabales; Fabaceae
Exons: 6
Coding region: 304-5127 (1607 amino acids)
Biological process (GO): RNA processing
Molecular function (GO): RNA binding; metal ion binding
Source: RefSeq, a predicted model, not a curated record